Molecule: messenger RNA, 1401 nt
Organism: Ilyonectria robusta
Lineage: Eukaryota; Fungi; Ascomycota; Sordariomycetes; Hypocreales; Nectriaceae
Exons: 3
Coding region: 1-1401 (466 amino acids)
Molecular function (GO): hydrolase activity, acting on carbon-nitrogen (but not peptide) bonds
Source: RefSeq, a predicted model, not a curated record
AUGCAGCCAUCUUCGCGACUCUUAUUGAGAGGAGGCACAGUACUCAUGCAUGACGCCCGCGACCAUGUCCGGGCUGUGAGAAGAGACAUUCUCAUUGAAAAUAACGAGAUUUCGAAAAUAUCCUCAAUCAUUCGCGACUGUGCCGACGCCGAUAUCAUCGAUUGUCACAUGAAGAUCAUUUCCCCAGGAUUCGUUGACACGCACCACCAUCUCUGGCAAACCCAACUCAAGGGGAGGCACGGCAACGAAGUUUUGCUCGAGUAUAUGGCCUCAGGAAACCUGCAGUCGUCCAAUUACACCAAAGAAGAUAUAUACUGGGGUCAGCUUGGAGGUUGCCUCGAAUCUAUCAACGCCGGGACCACGGCUGUCGUUGAUCAUUCACACAUCAACUGUUUUCCUGGCGCUGCAACCGCGUCCUCUGGGCUGCGCUGUAUUUAUGGAUACUGUCCGACUCCUCGAGUCGCCUCCUGGUCGCCAUUCACGCUGGAUCAAGACGUCCUCGCCCCUUGGGUCAUGAAAAGCCUGGAGGAUCUGGCCAAGAGAGCACCUUUUGGUGAUGGCCGCGAAGCAGGCGUUAAGCUGGCCACUACUCAUACGGUCCGCAAUGCGCAGACUGGCAUGGCUGAUCUUGUUGAACAAGUCAAAAGUCUCGGCCUGCUUGAUUCCAGCAUGUUGUUUAGCCAUGCGAACGGCAUUUCAGCUGAAAGCAUCCAAGCCAUAGCAGACGCUGGAGCGCACAUCAGCAGUACUCCUUCGACAGAGAUGCAGAUGGCUGUCGGGUUCCCCGUAUGCCUUGACGAUGACCUACCUCACGCGCAGAAGCAGUCGAGUCUAGGCGUUGACUGCCACAGCAAUCAUGCCUCAAGCAUCAUUUACGAAAUGAGGCUAGCGUUGCAAGCAUCGAGAGCUAAGCGCAAUCAGAAGAUUCUUGAUCAAGGUAAAGCUCCCAAACAUAUUUCUAAGGCUAUGGAGGAGGCUUUUAAUCUGGGCACAAUUCAGGGCGCCAGAGCGAUUGGGAUGGAAGACAAGAUUGGCAGCAUCGCUGAAGGCAAAUUGGCUGACUUAGUCAUCUUCGACGCCAACAGUCCUGAAAUGCUGUGUGCAGCUGAGCAGGAUCCGGUAGCGGCAAUCGUUUUACACAGCAGCAUCGCCAACGUGGAAACCGUUAUUGUGGAUGGUAUUAUUAGAAAACGAGGGGGCAAACUCAUGGAUGUGGCAGUGGAAGAGGAAAUGGAGACUACCGCAGGCAAAAUCUCUCUGCGGUGGAGGGAGAUUGCCGACGCAUUGAGGAGGUCGAGAAAGGAGCUGCUGGAGCGUGAGGCGGAGAAUCAGAACCUGGAUGAGGUUAAACAAGGAGUGAUCAGCAGCUUCUACAUUGAUGAAUCUAAGCUGGUGGGCUGA